Molecule: messenger RNA, 2320 nt
Organism: Rana temporaria (common frog)
Lineage: Eukaryota; Metazoa; Chordata; Amphibia; Anura; Ranidae
Gene: CADM4
Product: cell adhesion molecule 4
Exons: 11
Coding region: 470-1633 (387 amino acids)
Biological process (GO): regulation of wound healing; regulation of Rac protein signal transduction; negative regulation of peptidyl-tyrosine phosphorylation
Cellular component (GO): cell-cell contact zone
Molecular function (GO): vascular endothelial growth factor receptor 2 binding
Source: RefSeq, a predicted model, not a curated record
UAAGCAGUAUUUUAUGGAAGUUUUCCCUGAGGGUAGGCUAAGGCCUUGUACACACGAUCAGUCCAAACUGAUGAAAACGGACUGAAGGCUGAAGGCUCCCAACGAAGACUAUAAGUAGCCAUUUCCACACACAUGGUCCACUUUAAUCACCAUCAGGAGAUGAAGGCAGCGGUGGUGAUGGGGAAUUUUGAGUUGUCUUCGGCAAACUGAGAGAACAGGAAGCAAGGAAAACCUCUCCAACAAGGAUACAGAGAGCAUUUGGAAGAUCUCCCAAGUUCCAGCAGGAGUCAAUUCAAAACCAUGUGAUGGGAAACUCAACCUGAAACCAAUUAAUGUCUUUUGGGUGGUUGCCACUGAUUUGAAUCAGAUGAAACCUUCAUACGUCUCCCAGGGACUCCAUUGAGUUCAUUUGUCUGGAGCCAUAACAGAGCAACAAGAGCCAUGAUAUAUUCUCCGUAAUGUCCAAUAGAUGUGGAGAUCCGACUCCCUUUGCACUGUGGAGGAAUAUGGAGAAAAUCAUAGAGCAGAACCAGUAUUCUGCCAGGAAGUCCAAGCUGAAAAUGUCACAGUAGUAGAGGGAGGCAUGGCCGAGAUUACCUGUAAGUUACACCAGUAUGACGGCUCCAUUGUGGUGAUCCAAAACCCUUCCAGACAAACCCUCUUCUUCAAUGGCACACGUGCUUUGAGAGAUGAGCGGUUUCAGCUCGUGGAUUUCACGCCAAAACUGGUCAAGAUCCAUUUGUCCAAUGCCAAGUUGGAGGAUGAAGGUGGCUAUUUCUGCCAGUUGUACACUGAGGACACACAUCACCAGAUUGCCACUCUCACUGUGCUCGUUCCUCCGGAAAACCCACAAGUAGAAGUAAAAGAGCAAGCAGUGGAAGGGGGCCAGAUGGAGCUUAUCUGCUCAGCGCCCAGAACGAAACCAGAAGCCACACUACGCUGGUACCGGGACCGCAGGGAGCUCAAAGGUGUCGCCAGCAAACAGGAGAACAUAAAGACUUUCAGCAUCACAAACACGAUCGCAUUCCCCGUAGAGAGGCGGGACAAUGGCGAGAUCAUUACCUGUGAGGCAUCGCAUCCAGCUCUUAAAGGGCAGAAAAAGCAGACGCAGUAUGUCCUGGAUGUUCAGUUUUCCCCGACGGCCAGAAUUCAGCCCUCUCAAAGCCUGGUCAGAGAAGGAGACUUGCUCAACCUGAAGUGUGAAGUCACUGGAAAUCCCAGGCCGACUGAGAUCCUCUGGAGCCGCCUAAAUGACUCAUUACCGGAACGAUCGCAGGUCCAGGGUGACCUCCUGACCAUUCCUUCGCUUAGUCUGCAGGAUAACGGAACGUACAGCUGCCAGGUCUCCAACAAACAUGGCCGUUCCUCAGACCAGUAUGUGCUGGUGGUGUAUGACCCUGGAGCGAUCAUUGAGGCUCAGACUCAAGUUCCCUAUGCCAUAAUAGGCGGGAUUUUGGCGCUUCUGGUCUUCCUGGUCAUCUGUGUUCUGAUUGUCAUGGUCUGGUGCUCCGUCCGACAGAAAGGCUCAUACCUGACUCACGAAGCAAGCGGACUGGAUGAACAUGGCGAAGCCCGAGAAGCAUUUCUAAACGGAGGCGAGAACCACAAGCGAAAGGAGGAGUUUUUUAUUUAAAAGGGAAACAAAACAAAAAAAAGACACAGAAGAAACAAAUCCCAACACAGUAUUAAUAACCUGAUUUUUUUAUUUAAUCUUUCCUUUGGAGGGUGGGCAAUGGGGAAGCAGAGAAAGUGUGGGGAUAGGUAACCAUAGAAGAUGGGUAGAAAGGGAAGACGGACUCAGCCUCUGCUGUAAGAGGAUCAGCAGUGUCAACUUAUUGCUGCGCCGCCUACAGCUCAAGAGGGUCAAUAACCGGGUGUAGAGACUGCUGAACUGAACGUGAUGUGUGCAAGAUUUAAGUGAGCAUUGACUGUGGCCGUACAUCGGCUCUCUGGGGCAGUUGUGUUAUGUGCAAAUGAAAUGACUGGCGUCUAAAUAUAGUUUUAAGGAACAAAACUGAGAAAAAUAGAUGGUUUUACGUGAAAGAGCUUCUAAUGGCAUUCCCAAAAAUGGUUGUAAAAAUCCCCAUACCUUUUCAGAUACAAUAUUUAUGCUGCUUUGCUGAGCACGCCUUUUGUCCUAUGUAAGCUGCCAUUUUGGGAUGGCCUAAAAGUGGCAACCGCAAUUUUUUUCUGUGUGAUAACAGGACAGGGAAGGCAAUUGUGUGCUGAAAAGUAUCUAACUCUCAUCUCCAUUUUAAAAAAAAAUCAAGUCUUUCAUAUUACCCACGUCUUUUAUUAAAGACUCUUUCAUAUAAACCAA